This is a messenger RNA of Oncorhynchus tshawytscha (Chinook salmon), 1154 nucleotides long. It is a transcript of the gene glrx3, whose product is annotated as glutaredoxin 3. NCBI's taxonomy places the organism in Eukaryota, Metazoa, Chordata, Actinopteri, Salmoniformes, Salmonidae. The transcript is spliced from 11 exons. The record is from RefSeq and is a predicted model, not a curated record. Bases 87 to 1070 code for a protein of 327 amino acids.
CGUCUGAAAGAACAGUAAGGUUUGUAUCAGCUGGAAAUCCACAUAGAACACAAUCACUCGGUGAGCGAUUACACACGUCUGAAAACAUGGCGACUUUAGUGGAGGCAACAUCCUCGCAGCAGUUUGAGGACUUGCUAUCAAAGGCUGGCAAGUUCUUGACGGUGGUCCACUUCCAGGCAGCAUGGGCCCCUCAGUGCAGUCAGAUGAACGAUGUGAUGGGAGAGCUGGCAAAGGAGAACAAACACACCAUGUUUAUCAAGCUGGAGGCAGAAGCAGUGCCAGAGGUAUCAGAGAAAUAUGAGAUUACCUCAGUCCCGACCUUCCUGUUUUUUAAGGGUGGCCAGAAGAUUGACAGGCUGGACGGAGCUCAUGCCCCAGAGCUGACCAAUAAGGUCCAGAGGCUGUCAGUCAGCUCGGGGGGGCUGGGCGGGCCAGGGGCGGAGCCCCCUAAAGAGGACCUUAAUGAGCGUCUGAAGAGACUGAUCAACGCAGCACCCUGCAUGCUCUUCAUGAAGGGCUCCCCCCAGGAACCCCGCUGUGGUUUCAGCCGUCAGAUAGUGGCGCUUUUCAAGGACCAUGCCAUCCAGUUCAGCAGUUUUGACAUCCUGUCAGACGAGGAAGUGAGAGGGGGGCUGAAGACCUUCUCCAACUGGCCCACCUACCCUCAGGUUUAUGUUAACGGAGAACUCGUAGGGGGACUGGACAUUGUCAAGGAACUAGCGGAAUCUGGAGAGCUGGAGAACACCUGUCCCAAGGCUGUCACACUAGAGCACAGGUUGAAGUCGACCAUCAACAGGAGUCCAGUCAUGCUGUUUAUGAAGGGCAAUAAAGAGCAAGCCAAGUGUGGAUUCAGUCUUCAGAUACUGGAGAUAAUGAACAGCUCGGGGGUGGAGUACAACACCUUUGAUAUCCUAGAAGAUGAGGAGGUUAGACAGGGUCUAAAGACAUACUCAAACUGGCCAACGUACCCUCAGCUAUACGUCAAUGGGGAGCUCAUUGGCGGGCUGGACAUUGUGAAGGAGCUUAAAGACAGUGGAGACCUUUCUUCUGUCCUGAGGGGUGAAUGCUAGAUUCCUGUAGUACUGUUACUGUGAUAGGAAUGAGCUAUGGACUACUGCACUCUUCCUUCCCCUCUCCCUCUUCUUCCCCUCUCU